This is a messenger RNA of Calliphora vicina (urban bluebottle blowfly), 1757 nucleotides long. It is a transcript of the gene Caf1-55, whose product is annotated as chromatin assembly factor 1 p55 subunit. NCBI's taxonomy places the organism in Eukaryota, Metazoa, Arthropoda, Insecta, Diptera, Calliphoridae. The record is from RefSeq and is a predicted model, not a curated record. Gene Ontology annotation, cellular component: ESC/E(Z) complex; NuRD complex; nucleus. Gene Ontology annotation, biological process: regulation of DNA-templated transcription; chromatin remodeling. Bases 281 to 1570 code for a protein of 429 amino acids. The transcript has 3 exons. Gene Ontology annotation, molecular function: histone binding; nucleosome binding.
UUCCAUUCCAUAAUAUUUCUAUUUUGCAAGUGCUUAGUUAUAAUUUUUUAUGGCGGCUGUGUCUUGACAAAUUAUUUGCACAUUUUCCGUAGUUACAAGCAUUUUAUCAAAUACUCUCAAUUGAGACUGCGACGCUGCUGCAAAACAUACAUACUUCAACAAACAUAAAACAAACUACGGAAACAUUGUUUUGGCGGGACUACCACUGUUUGCUGCUGCUUGCCUUUUGGUGGUGAUAAACUAAAAAAUCGUGCACAACAAUUUUAUUUAGAAAGUAAACAUGGUUGAUCGCAGUGAUAAUGCGGAAUCAUUUGAUGAUGCCGUAGAGGAGCGCGUCAUCAAUGAGGAGUAUAAAAUCUGGAAGAAAAAUACACCUUUUUUGUAUGACUUAGUUAUGACUCAUGCCUUGGAAUGGCCCUCAUUAACAGCUCAAUGGCUGCCGGAUGUCACGAAACAGGAAGGUAAAGAUUAUUCUGUGCAUCGUUUAAUUUUGGGCACUCACACCUCUGAUGAACAGAACCACUUGCUAAUAGCUAGCGUCCAGCUGCCUAGUGAGGAUGCUCAAUUUGAUGGGUCUCACUAUGAUAAUGAAAAAGGAGAAUUUGGUGGUUUUGGUUCAGUGUGUGGUAAGAUUGAAAUUGAGAUUAAAAUAAAUCACGAGGGAGAAGUAAACAGGGCCCGAUACAUGCCGCAAAAUGCUUGCGUUAUUGCCACCAAAACUCCAUCGAGCGAUGUUUUAGUUUUUGACUAUACCAAACAUCCCAGCAAGCCCGAACCUUCAGGUGAAUGUCAACCUGAUUUAAGGCUGCGUGGUCAUCAAAAGGAAGGCUAUGGCUUGUCGUGGAAUCCGAAUUUGAAUGGCUACUUGUUGUCAGCCUCCGACGACCAUACGAUUUGUUUGUGGGACAUAAAUGCCACACCUAAGGAGCAUCGUGUUAUCGAUGCUAAGAAUAUUUUUACAGGCCAUACAGCAGUCGUUGAGGAUGUAGCUUGGCAUUUGCUGCAUGAAUCAUUGUUUGGCUCUGUGGCUGACGACCAAAAACUUAUGAUUUGGGACACACGUAACAAUAACACUUCCAAACCCUCUCACACAGUUGAUGCUCAUACGGCAGAAGUAAAUUGUCUCAGUUUUAAUCCCUAUUCAGAAUUUAUUUUAGCUACCGGCUCUGCCGAUAAAACUGUAGCCCUGUGGGAUUUGCGUAAUCUUAAAUUGAAAUUACAUUCCUUUGAAUCGCAUAAAGAUGAAAUCUUCCAAGUACAGUGGUCUCCUCAUAACGAAACAAUUUUGGCUUCAUCUGGAACCGAUCGCCGCCUACACGUCUGGGAUUUGUCAAAGAUUGGUGAAGAGCAAAGUGCUGAAGAUGCUGAAGAUGGCCCUCCAGAGUUACUCUUCAUACACGGUGGUCAUACUGCUAAAAUAUCAGAUUUCUCCUGGAAUCCCAAUGAACCUUGGAUAAUAUGCUCAGUUUCGGAAGAUAAUAUCAUGCAAGUCUGGCAAAUGGCAGAAAAUGUCUACAAUGAUGAAGAGCCCGAGAUACCAUCUUCUGAAUUAGAAGGUGUUACUGGUUAAACAGCACUCGAAAAAAUUUGUUGCAAAUACAAGACCAUAAUUUUUAAAAUGAAAAUUAUAUGCUAAAGCAUCUUUUUAAAUGUUUAAUGUAAGUUAGAGCUCAAUUUGAGAGUAUUUUUUUUUAUGUUUCAAGAAAAGGAAAAAUAUGCAGCAGCAUUUUUUUAAAUAAAUUAUUUUCAACAUUCUA